AGCACUCUUAAGAAGCCCAAAGAAUAAAGAAAAACCAAAUUAAUAAACCCUGGCCGUAUCGGAGCCGAGCUUCCCCGAUAAACUCUACGACCGGACAUGGACUCCACUGACCCUCCUCUGGCCCUCGCCGCCGAUAAUCCUUCCGCCGUCUCCGACGACGACCUCCCUCCGGAGCACCACCAGCUGCAGUCUCCAUCUCCGCCUUCAACUGCUCUUGAUGCUCCCCAGUCCUCGCAGUCUAACUCUCCCCGCACUGAGACCGACCCCGACGUAGCUGCCUCCGACUUCCCGGACGGUGACGGCGAUGGCGAAGGCGAUGAAGAAGAAGACGAGUCUUCCGAGCCCGUGCCGGAGACACAGAACAACCUCGUCGAUGGUGACUCCUCUGAAACCCUACCCGACGCUCAGAUCCAGACGGCGUCCGAGCCGGACCGGGUCGCACCCGGACCUAUACGGAGGAAGCGCCGCCGCAGGAAGAGGUUCUUCACGGAGCUCAACGGAAGUGCGUCACUUGCCGGACACCGCCGACACCGGAUUGGCGAUCCGGCGAAGGAGAUGGAUACCGAAGCCCUAAUUGCUAUCUCAGUGGGGUUUCCCGUGGACUCGCUCACGGAGGAGGAGAUCGAGGCAAAUGUGGUGGCUGCCAUCGGAGGACCGGAGCAGACGAACUACAUAAUCGUCCGGAACCAUAUCCUUGCUCGGUGGAGAUCCAACGUCUCCAUGUGGCUGACCUUCGAACAAGCGCUCGAUGCCAUCCGGCCGGAGCAUAAAACCUUAGUCCAGUCAGCUUAUCGGUUUCUCCUUGAGCACGGCUACAUUAACUUCGGAGUCGCGCCUCCUAUUAGGGAGGCAAAGCUGCGGUCCUUCGACGGAGUUGACCGGGCCAACGUGGUGGUCAUCGGAGCUGGGCUGGCAGGCCUGGUCGCCGCGAGGCAGCUGGUGUUUCUGGGGUUUAAGGUCGUGGUCUUGGAAGGCAGGGCGAGGCCGGGCGGCCGUGUGAAGACAAGGAAGAUGGCCGGCAAUGGGGUGGUCGCGGCGGCUGAUCUCGGCGGCAGCGUCCUCACCGGGAUAAAUGGGAAUCCACUGGGGGUCUUGGCGAGGCAGCUCGGGCUACCACUCCACAAGGUGAGAGACAUAUGCCCUCUGUAUCUCCCAAAUGGCAGAGCUGUGAACGAAGAUAUCGAUUCGAAGGUGGAGGUUUCUUUCAAUAAGUUGCUGGAUAGAGUCUGUAACCUUAGGCAGUCAAUGAUUGAGGAAGUAAAGUCGGUCGAUGUUCCCUUGGGGACUGCCCUCGAAGCUUUCCGGCGAGUUUAUAGUGUGGCGGAAGACUCCCAGGAGCGAAUGCUCUUGGACUGGCAUCUUGCAAAUUUGGAAUAUGCGAACGCUUCCCUAAUGUCUCACUUGUCGAUGGCCUACUGGGAUCAAGAUGACCCAUAUGAAAUGGGCGGUGAUCAUUGCUUCAUUCCUGGAGGAAACGAGAGGUUUGUAAGGGAGUUAGCUUCAGACUUGCCCAUAUUCUACGAAAAGACUGUGGAGAGUAUUAGAUAUGGAACUGAUGGGGCUCUAGUCUAUGCGGGUGGGCAGGAGUUUCGUGGGGAUAUGGUCCUCUGUACAGUCCCUCUAGGUGUGUUAAAGAAGGGGACAAUUGAGUUCGUCCCUGAGCUUCCUAAGCGGAAGCUCAAUGCCAUAGAGAGGCUGGGGUUUGGCUUGCUGAAUAAGGUCGCAAUGUUGUUCACCUACAACUUCUGGGGAGCUGAUAUCGACACCUUCGGGCAUUUGGCGGAGGACUCUUCCAUGAGGGGCGAGUUCUUCUUGUUCUACAGUUACCACUCAGUCUCCGGGGGACCUCUCCUCAUUGCGCUUGUUGCGGGGGAAGCUGCAAUCAAGUUCGAGAUGAUGUCUCCAGCGGAAUCGGUCAACAGGGUUUUAGACGUUUUGAGGGGCAUAUUUAAGCCGAAGGGCAUAGUUGUUCCUGACCCAGUUCAAGCAGUCUGUACCAGGUGGGGCAAGGACCACUUCACUUAUGGGUCGUAUUCUUAUGUUGCAGUCGGGUCUUCUGGGGACGAUUACGAUAUUCUGUCAGAGAGCGUGGGAGAUGGGAGAGUCUUUUUCGCUGGAGAGGCAACUAACAAGCAGUAUCCCGCUACGAUGCAUGGUGCUUUUCUCAGUGGCAUGAGAGAGGCUUCUAACAUUCUUAGGAUGGCUAGGACAAGAGGUAUUGGUUCGCAGUCGGUACAAUAACGGGGAAGCUUGUAAGAUUAUUCUCAGAUUUCAGGUCAUAAUAACCUUGACUUUGAUAUUGUGUGAAGGGAGCAAGCAUACUAUGCUGGUUUCCGAGGGUGCGAGGGUAACGUAAAUGGUAGAAAUUGCAUUGGCUGUAGCAACUAGGCAUGACCACUGACUUAUUCUUCGGGAAGAGUACAUCAAGUUCCUUAUUCCAUUUUAAGGCUUGUGGAUAAUGAUUAAUGUUCGCUCAUUGCAUCUUUAGUGAUUAGGCAGACAACCAACACGAGGCAAGAGCUUUGUCUAGGUACUUUCUGGGAGUCUAGGACAGUGGGUAGCCUGUUCGGUUCAUGUAACAUCACAUUGUUGUACGAGAUUUAUUGGGAGACUGUCUUCGGGACACUGAUAAAUUCCCGUCUUCUGUGUGGUCUUCUGGAUCGUUUUUGCUGUGAUUGCUCGUGUUCCACUGUUUGAUGGGGAAAAAAAAAAGGUUGCACCAUUAGUUGAA
Messenger RNA from Punica granatum (pomegranate), 2731 nucleotides. NCBI's taxonomy places the organism in Eukaryota, Viridiplantae, Streptophyta, Magnoliopsida, Myrtales, Lythraceae. The record is from RefSeq and is a predicted model, not a curated record.